CGUUUUUAUAAAAUUUAAGUAAACAUAAAAAUGAAAUUUAAAUUAUAUCUGUUAAAUAAUUAUAUCAUUUCAUUACAUAUAACUGAUCAUAAUGGUUUUAUAGGAUUUAUAUUAAAUGAUAUUUAUGAAAAUCUUGCUAAUCAUUUUUUUUAACAUGAGAUCGUAUAGUCGUCGUAUAAUACAAUAAGUUCACUUAAAUUUGCUAGUACUGAAACGUAGAAUAAGAAAAAAGUAUCACAAUGAACGUUAAUUUUAUGAGUUUAUCAAUUAAGCAUAUAGAAAGGGAUAAAUCACGUUAUUUUACCUUGUUUUUGACGCAUAGAAAAUUUUGCUUAAGCAUGAGUUUCUUACGUCCACGAAGUAUCAGUCAAGAAACGACCGAAGAAGUAGAUCUUAAAACAAAUGAUAAUGAGGUAAAAAUAGAUAAUAAGAAAACAGCAUCAAUGAAAUUGAUGAGAACUAUGAAAAGUGAAUAUAAAGAUUUGAAUAUAAAAAAAUAUAUAAGCCUUGUAAAUCCACAAUAUAUUAAAGUUUGCCCAAAAAGUUAUCUGGGUUAUACUAAGAAUAUAUCGAAUGUAUCUUAUUUAAUCUCAGAGAAUGGCGCUAAAAAUUUUGUCGAUUUGAUAAUCGAUGAUCUUUCAAAAAAUAUGACUUUUGUAGCUGAAGCUAACCCUGGAGCAGGUGUAUUAACAAAAGAGUUAUUAGAAGCUGGUGUUAGAAUUAUACGGACAUAUGAACCAAACGAAUGUUUUUAUCCUCUAUUACAUAAAUUACAAAAGAAAUAUCCUAAUAGAAUUGAAAUAAGAAAGGCAAAUAUAUUAAAAAUGAGCAAACUAUAUUUCAUGGAUCAACAGGAUAAUAAGGAAAGAAUAAAUGUAGUAUUAAAAGAUGUCCCACAUAUACAUUGGGAAAAUGAAUCAUGUAUGCAAGUAAUAGGAGCAAUAAUAGAUCAUAAGUUCUUGAAACAUCUAAUAUGGUCCGUGGUAUUUCGUACUAGCUUUAUGAUACAAGGAAGAACAUCUUUUUAUCUGGCAGUAGCACCCUCGUUAUGGAAUACAAUAAGUAAACCUCAAAGUAAAGCCGUCUUUUAUUUUCUUUAUAUUAUCUAUCAAACGUUAUUUGAUUGUAAAUAUUUUGGUGAUAUAGAAAGAUUAUUUUAUAUACCAUGGCCAAAAAAAUCAUUAAAACAAAACAAAUUAGUUGACGAUAAUAAGAUCUUAAAAGUUGUGAAAAUAGAGCCAAAAGCAGAUGUUUUUAAAAAUACCAUUAAACCAAGCCAAAUAAUAUCUUAUUGGUAUUUUGUAAGAUACCAUCUUAAAUCAAAGGAACAAAGGGUAAUACCUGAAUUGGAAAAAUGGAUACCAGGAUGUGGAAUAAGAUUAAUACAAAAGAACUAUAAUAUAUUUACCCGUUUUGUAGAUUUAACACCCGUUGAAUUUUUAGAUCUUUAUAAAGAGUUCGUAUCAUGGCCAGAAUAUGAAAACUCUCUCUUUUUAUCCAGUGCAUAUAGUUACAUCACGAAUCAAAGUAUAGUAUACUAACAAAUUAAAUUUUAAAGGUAAAAAGA
Messenger RNA from Vespa mandarinia (Asian giant hornet), 1567 nucleotides. RefSeq names its product mitochondrial transcription factor B2 (gene mtTFB2). NCBI's taxonomy places the organism in Eukaryota, Metazoa, Arthropoda, Insecta, Hymenoptera, Vespidae. Gene Ontology annotation, biological process: transcription initiation at mitochondrial promoter; rRNA methylation. Gene Ontology annotation, cellular component: mitochondrial matrix. The record is from RefSeq and is a predicted model, not a curated record. Gene Ontology annotation, molecular function: mitochondrial transcription factor activity; rRNA (adenine-N6,N6-)-dimethyltransferase activity.